AUGGCGUCAUCUUUCUUUUCUGAUUUUGGCCUGAUGUGGUACCUGGAGGAGCUCAAAAAGGAUGAGUUCAGAAAAUUUAAGGAGUUCCUAAAACAGGAGCCUCUGAAGCUUGGACUCAAGAUAAUUCCCUGGACUGAAGUAAAGAAGGCAACACGGGAAGAUCUUGCAAACCUGCUGAUGAGGCAUUACAAGGAACAGCAAGCAUGGAAUGUGACUUUCAGCAUCUUUAACAAGAUCAAUAGAAAAGAUCUCUGUGAGAAGGCAAAGAAAGAGAUCACAGGACACACAAAGUUGUACCAAAUGCACGUGAAGGAGAAAUUCAACAACAUGUGGCUCAGAGAAUCUAUCCCCAGGAUUCAAGAUCACUUACAUCCUGAACUCACCCAGAGAGAACGUGAAUGCUUGGAACUGUUUUUUGCUCCUAAGGAAACUGGGAAACAGACACGGACGGUGCUCCUCAAAGGAGUACAAGGGAUUGGGAAGACAACAUUCCUGAUCAGGCUGAUGUUGGCCUGGGUGGAGGGCAACCUCUACCAGGAGAGAUUCUCCUAUGUUUUCUACCUCUGCUGCCGGGAAAUGAAGCAGUUGACAGAGACCAGUUUGGCUGCACUCCUCUCUAGAGGCUGGUCUGACUCCUCCACUCCUUUUGUGGAGAUCCUGUCCCAACCAGAGAGACUCUUGUUUCUCAUAGACAGCUUCGAAGAACUGAAAUGUAGCCUGAGUGAACCUGAGUCGGAUCUGUGCAGCGACUGUAUGGAGCAGGUGCCAGUACAGGUGCUCCUGAGCAGCUUGCUGAGGAAGAAAUUGCUCCCCGAGUCUUCGCUGCUCAUCACUGCUGCACCUGUGUACCCCCAGGAAGUUGAGGAUAGGUUGGAGUGCCCAGAAAUUAGAACACUCCUGGGAUUCAGUGACAGUGAUAAGAAGAUCUAUUUCUGCUCUAUGUUUCAAGACCGGAAUAGAGCCAUGGAAGCCUUCAGUUUCAUGAGAGAAAAUGGGCAUUUGUUUAUCAUGUGCCAAAUCCCCAUCCUUUGCUGGAUUGUGAGCACUUGUCUGAAGCAGGAAAUGGAAAAGGGGAAAGACCUGGCGCUGACCUGCCGACGUACCACCUCUCUUUAUAGCUCUUUCAUCUUUAACUUGUUCACGCCCAAGGGGGCUAGCUGUCCAGAUGAGCAAAGCCAAGGCCAGUUGAAGGGCUUGUGUUCCCUGGCUGCAGAGGGUAUGUGGACCAACAUGUUUUUGUUCAGUGAAGGGGACCUCAGGAGAAAUGGGUUAGUUGAUUCUGACAUCUCUACGUUGCUGGACAUAAAGGCUCUUCAGAAGUGCAAGGAGGAGGAGAACUCCUACAUGUUUCUCCAUGUAAGCGUCCAGGAGUUCUGUGCCGCCAUGUUCUAUUUUCUAAAGAGCCACAUGGACCAUCCUAACCCAGCUAUUGGAUGUAGAAAGGCUGUGCUAUUUACCUAUUUGAAGAAAGAAAAGGUACAUUGGAUUUCUUUGGGGUGUUUCAUAUUUGGCCUUUUAAAUGAAAAGGAACAAGAAAAGCUGGAUACAGUUUUUGGCUUUCACCUGUCCCAGGAGAUACAGCAGGAAUGUCACCAGUGCUUGCAGCGCAUAGGUGAGAACAAGCAUCUUCAGAAACAGAUCUUGGCAUUGUGUUACUGUCUGUUUGAGAUGCAGAAUGAAGUUUUUGUGCAGUGGGCAAUGGACUUCUUCCAAGAUGUUCACUUUACCAUCACAGACCACAUGGACUUGCGGGUUUCUGCCUACUGCUUAAAAUACUGUUCCAAUUUGCAGAAGCUUUGCUUCUCCAUCCAGAAUGUCUUUCAAGUGGGAAAUGCAGACAGCUCUGUGUCAAGUUACAAUAUCCUCUGUUGGCAUGAUAUCUGCUCUGUGCUCACUACAAAUGAGCACCUCAGAGAACUCCAAAUGAGUCACAGUAUCCUCAGUGAGUCAACCUAUGCAACUUUGUGUCAUCAGCUGAGGCAUCCCAGCUGUCACCUUUAAAAGCUUCAGAUGAAUAAUGUUACCUUCGCUGGUGACAGGUGGCUUUUCUUUGAGGUGCUCACUCAUAGUCCAGAUUUGAAAUACCUGAACCUCAGUGGUACAACACUCUCGCGCAAUGAUGUGAAGUUGCUCUGUAAUGCCCUCAACAGUCCAAUGUGCAAUGUAGAAGAACUACUGCUGGCAAAUUGUCACCUUUCAGCAGAUGAUUGUGAAGCCUUUACCUGCGUCCUAAACAGCAGCAAGAAGCUGAAGCUUCUUAAUGUAUCCUACAACUACCUGGACCAAGGGGUACCCCUGCUGUGUGAGGCCUUGCAGCACCCUGACUGUGGUCUAGAGGGCUUGAUAUUAGGUUACUGUUACCUCACUGAACACUCCUGGAAAUACCUCUACAACGUUCCUCUGUAUAACAAAAGCUUGACCCAUCUAGACCUCAGUGCCAACGUCCUGAAAUAUGAAAACUUGAAACUUCUCUGUGAGGCCUUGAAGCAGCCAGGCUGCCACCUGUGGUCACUGUGUUUGGUGAAAUGUUCCAUCACCGCUGAUGGCUGUCGAGACCUCGCCUCAGUCCUCACUGGCAAUCAGAACUUGGCAAGUCUACAAAUCAGCUACAAUGACAUAGAAGAUGCUGGUGUGAAGCUGCUGUGUCAAGGUCUAGCACAUCCCAGCUGUCACUUAGAGAUUCUUGGGCUGGCUACAUGCAAGUUAACAAGUGCCUGCUGUGAGGACCUCUCUAGUGCCCUCACCAGCAGUAAAACCCUGCAGAGUCUGAACCUGCAAGGAAACGCCCUGGACCACAUGGGAGUGGCAGUGCUAUGUGAAGCCCUGAGACACCCAGUGUGCACCCUGCAGAUUCUAGGGCUACAAAAAACUGAAUUUGAUGAGGAAACCCAGAGACUUCUGACAGUUGCAGAAGAAGAAAAUCCCUCCUUGACAGUUAUAGGUGACUGGUGACUCCUCCUGACCCAAGUGACCUACAAAGAAAAGUUAUUGGAGCCCUUACUCAUGCCUACUCUGUCCCCAAGAAUUACAGUUCCAGA
This is a messenger RNA of Neofelis nebulosa (Clouded leopard), 3038 nucleotides long. It is a transcript of the gene NLRP4, whose product is annotated as NLR family pyrin domain containing 4. Gene Ontology annotation, cellular component: cytoplasm. Gene Ontology annotation, biological process: regulation of inflammatory response. Gene Ontology annotation, molecular function: protein binding. The record is from RefSeq and is a predicted model, not a curated record. Lineage: Eukaryota; Metazoa; Chordata; Mammalia; Carnivora; Felidae.